CGCAAGGGCUUCACACCGAGUGGAGUUCUCUUAGCGAGUGGAGGUGUGCGCCUCGUCCGUGUCGUUGGGGGUAUACUUUGCUUAGGGAUUUUCAAGAUGGUGGUGUGUUUGCGAGGUUAAGCCCGCGAGGAUAUGUAAGCCAGCCGCUUCGAGUGUGUACGAGCUGUCAGCGAGCAAUGGACAGUCUCGCCCGCCAGCCAUGAGAUCACGAGCGGCCCGUCGUGUCUCGCUUUGGCUGUGGAGCGCCGUUGUAGCUCUUGUACUGUGGGCCCCGCGAGGAUGCGCUGCCGGGCGCACGAGCGAGCAUCUGGACAACGUGACCCAGACCAUCGAGAUGCUGUUGGACGGGUACGACAUCAGACUCAGACCAAACUUCGGAGGCGAGCCUUGUUACAUCGGAAUGGACAUAACCAUCGCGUCCUUCGACUCCAUUUCCGAAGUAAAUAUGGACUACACCAUCACCAUGUACCUCAACCAGUACUGGAAGGACGAGAGACUAGCCUUCAGUUCCAGCGACGAACUCCUCACUCUUCCAGGGGACUUCGCCGAGAAGAUUUGGGUUCCAGACACCUUUUUCGCUAAUGAUAAGAGCAGUUAUCUCCACGAUGUGACUGAAAAGAACAAGAUGGUUCGUCUUCACGGUGACGGGUCUAUCACGUACGGGAUGCGGUUCACCACAACCCUCGCUUGCAUGAUGGACCUCCACUACUACCCUCUAGACAGCCAAAACUGCACCGUGGAAAUUGAAAGUUACGGGUAUACGGUAGCGGACGUAGUGAUGUACUGGAAGGACAUCCCUGUGGUGGGAGUGGAGGAGGCCGAACUGCCCCAGUUUACCAUCAUGGGCUACGAAGCUAACGACCGCACGGAAGAGCUAGCCACGGGGGUCUACCGCCGUCUCUCAAUCAGCUUCAACCUACAGCGCAACAUUGGGUACUUUGUGUUCCAGACGUAUCUGCCCAGCAUCCUCAUCGUCAUGCUCUCAUGGGUGUCCUUUUGGAUCAACCACGAAGCCACCUCCGCGAGAGUGGCUUUGGGCAUCACCACCGUCCUCACCAUGACUACCAUCAGCACGGGCGUGAGGUCCUCACUCCCCAGGAUCUCCUACGUCAAGGCCAUCGACAUCUACCUGGUGAUGUGCUUCGUGUUCGUGUUCGCAGCGCUCCUUGAGUACGCCGCCGUCAACUACACGUACUGGGGCCAGCGGGCCAAGAAGAAGGCCAAGAAGAUGAAGGAGAGCAACGGCCAACAGAAUAAGCAGUCCCCAGCUAUCAAGGCGGAUGGCAUCGCAGCGAAUGAAGAAAUUAUUGAACUGCAGGAUAUUCGUAUGUCACCCAUACCGUCUAUCAGGCAACGACACAAUUCCAAGUUCUUCUCUAGCGAAGGAUCGCUGCAAGAUAUCAAGUUCCCACCGUCUUUCCGGAUCAACAGGAACUACUCCUUUCCGACCCGCUCUAGCAUCCACGCCCCAAGAGCCCCCAAUAGGAAGCGCGUUAUCUCCUCCCUCAAAAAAGGAGCUUCGGCCAUCAAGGGCGCCAUCCCCACUAUCAAAGAUGUUAACAUUAUCGACAAGUAUUCCAGAGUAAUCUUCCCGCUUUCCUUCAUCUUCUUCAACACAGUGUACUGGUGCUUUUAUAUUCUCUAGAGUCCUGGGGCGAGAGUGGUGGCAAUCGGUGAAUGCUGAUGUUUACUUGUUGUGUGUCCGGGUGUUCCUUACCCUUCCGUACCUUUCUCCAGUUCAUGCUGGCUACUGGAGUCCUGCGCUUCCUUUGCUGGAGAUGCUAUAUGGGGACCUCCCUACCCUAGCCCUCCCCUGCUUUCCUUUGUAUUCAAGGCAAGAACAGUUCGGAACCUUCCCCGUUCAGUGCAAGUUUUAAAGACUUCUGGCUAUAAAUUCGUUGCCAGGAACAAUUGUGAUAUAACUGGUGAUGCCAAAAAAUAAGGCAUGUCAAAGAUUGUCAAUGCUUAUUACACUGUACGAGGUGAUUCUCUAGGGAGGUGUCAAUAACUUGUUUGUGGGAGUCGAUAAACAGUCCGCUACAUAUAUGCGUGACGUCGUGUCCUCUGCGUCGUGAAGACUCAGCAGCUCAAAACUACGCUACAAAGGAUCUCACAGGAAGCAACAACUGAAUCACAAUAAGAAGUUAGCAACUGAA
Procambarus clarkii (red swamp crayfish) is the source of this 2156-nucleotide messenger RNA. Its product is annotated as Ligand-gated chloride channel homolog 3. NCBI's taxonomy places the organism in Eukaryota, Metazoa, Arthropoda, Malacostraca, Decapoda, Cambaridae. Gene Ontology annotation, cellular component: synapse; neuron projection; plasma membrane. Gene Ontology annotation, biological process: chemical synaptic transmission; chloride transmembrane transport; regulation of membrane potential. The record is from RefSeq and is a predicted model, not a curated record. Gene Ontology annotation, molecular function: chloride channel activity; neurotransmitter receptor activity; GABA-A receptor activity.